AUGUCGCACGACUUUUCCACUCAGGUCAACCAGGCGCCCUACUCGCCCGCCCCGACUCACUUUUCCCACCAGAGCAUGGCCGACCCUAACAUGCAGUCGCGCCAGCAGCAGGCCGUCGCCUAUCCUUCACCGCACUCGUACCCGUCGCCCUCAAUGCAGCCCACAUACACGUAUCCGCCUCCCCAAGGCCAGCAGAGCAACGAGGGCUAUCGCAGCUCUCCGCAAGGCGCUCAGAUGUCGUUGCCGCCCCUCAAUCUGCCGCCAAUACGUCUGCAAGAUGGACAGCAGUCCCAGGCGCAACCUCAGCAGCCGCCCCAGCCCAUGGGAUCUCCACUCCCACCACCACAACACGGCAUGCAGCAAUACUACCCUCACCCAGGGCAUGCGCAGCCCGGACAGCCCAUGAUGGGCAACAUGGGCGGUCCGCAGUUCAAUGCGAUGCGAUACCAGCUGCCGCCGCAGGGCGAUCAGAGAGUGCUAUCUGGCGGUCGCCACAAGAAGGAAAUCAAGCGGCGCACAAAGACUGGCUGUCUGACAUGUCGCAAGCGAAGAAUAAAGUGCGACGAAGCCCACCCCAUGUGUAGAAACUGUCAGAAGAGUAAACGAGAGUGUCUUGGUUACGACCCAAUUUUCAAACAGCAAUCCGGUCCCGCCCAAAUACAACCUGCCCCCAACUCAGCGCCCGCACCCCACGCGACAAGCGCACCGGCGCCGGCCCCGUCGUCCUCCAACUACAGCCAGAGUCCGGUACCCCAGGGUUACGCGCCUGCCUCGUCUGCUGGGUACGCGACUGCCGCACCUGCUACGAGCGGAGAGCAUCAGCAGGCCAACUUCCACGCCAUAGACCCUGCACUCGCGCAGGCCGAUCCUGGUCUUCAACAAAACCAACAUUACAACGGUGUACACACCAUGGAUCCCGCCAUGAGAGGGCCUCCAGGUGCCAACCCUUACCCACCUCCACCAGAGCCUAUGAAAGGUUGGUACCCUGCUCCUCAUCGUCUUAUUAAUCCUAACCCAGAUUCAGGCAAGCGGUUGAAUAUGCAAGACCUCUUCGGAAUAUGUAACCACAGCCCGCCCGACGUUCCUCAGCGAACUUCACCAGUGCCGCGUGAACUUGACGACGAAUUCUCCCGCAUCUUCCUCAACGACUAUUGUCAAGGCCUCGACGUCGUACUCGAAACCACCUGGUUCUCAGCUAACAACAAUGCGCUCAAUAGAGUUUUCAGCGACCGAUACCUACAUGAAGAGGCCGCCUUCUUUACCGAGACCAUCAAGUACAAGGCUACCCAGGAUGCUGAUAUGACGAGCAUCUUUAGUCAAGAAGCUCGUCUUUUAUGGCACCUGCUAAGCACUUGCAAGCAUAUGCUCCCGGCCACUAAUGGCUCGCCGCCAGAGGGCGAGGAUUUCCAAAUGCGAGAAGCUAGAGCAAGACUCGACGUCCUGGAAGCUCUCCUUACAAACCAAAACUUGGAGUCUAACCCCACGCGUCAACUCGAAUAUCCGUCCAACCUGGAUGACGAGGCGAGGGCACAAGUCAGCUUCUGGCAACAUCUUGGUGAUUUCGUCCAAUAUUCUGAUUCCGAUAUCGCACCCCCAGGAGCCGCAGAUAACGCUUUGGGUAUCCUGCGUACCGUCUUGCACAUGCGUGAGGUGCGCGACGCCAUCUACUCUAUCGCCAUCGCACGGCACUACGGUUCCCGCAUCGGUGGUUUCCCUAAUGCUCUGCCUACUCCUGUCGGCCAACCUCCUGAGAGCGACUUGAACAAGCUUCUCGUCGCCAUGUCCUUUAUCAGCCACGAGUCUCGAUCUGCUACGCAACAGGUCCUUGCACGCAUCUGUGAUAUGGCCAUGUUCUCUUGGACUGCUUCGAGGAUGCCAGGGGGUCCGGGCCAAGAGCGACCGGUUGGUGGUCCACUGCCGUACCCUCAUCAAUAG
Molecule: messenger RNA, 1935 nt
Organism: Alternaria burnsii
Lineage: Eukaryota; Fungi; Ascomycota; Dothideomycetes; Pleosporales; Pleosporaceae
Product: c6 finger domain protein
Exons: 2
Coding region: 1-1935 (644 amino acids)
Biological process (GO): regulation of DNA-templated transcription
Molecular function (GO): zinc ion binding; DNA-binding transcription factor activity, RNA polymerase II-specific
Source: RefSeq, a predicted model, not a curated record